ACACACACACACCGUCUCAUGACUGCUGCUCCCGAAACCUGAACGACGCGUCGCGCGGGCGGGGAAACAAGCACCGGUACGUUGCUGACUGUCGCUGCUGCCCCGGGGAGCAGGAGGGGAAGCAUCAAUGCCUCCAGGUUCCCUCUCACAUAUCGGCCUGGACCUGUUCUCCUCCUCCGGCCUCCUGCGCUGAGAUAAUGAAAGGAUGGCCGAGCAGCGAUGCGGGGACCACGGAGGGCUGACGGAUGAUGCUGCUGCAGCGACACACCGAGAUGAGCAGCAGCAUCACAACACGAUGAAUCCCACGGAGGAAGCAGGACUGGAGGGUCUCUCUUUGGAUGAGAUACUGAGGCUUUAUGGCCAGCCCAUCAAUGAGGAGCAGGCUUGGGCGGUGUGUUAUCAGUGCUGCAGGACGCUGGCGAGGGCACACCGGAGAAAGAGCUCCUCCGCUGCCGCCGGAGCAUCAUCAGCGGCGGCUCUGAGGAGGAUAUCCGGACCGGGGGAUGUUAGGAUACAGAAAGACGGGUCUGUGAGGGUGGAACACCAGAGCUGUGAAGGUAAAUACAGCCCUUGCACAACAACAGAGGUCAUCGAGUCUCUGGGCAUUAUGAUCUACAAGGCUCUGGAUUACGGGCUGAAGGAGAAUGAGGAGAGGGAGCUCAGCCCUCCUCUGGAGCAGCUCAUCGACCUCAUGACCAAUAUGGCCGAGGCUGAGAGGGACGCCUGCCCCGACGAAGGCUAUGAGGCCACAGAGGAAGAGGAUGAGGUGGAGGACGACCCUGACAACAUCUCCAGCAUCCACGGCUAUAGAGAUAUCCUCAAGCUGUGCACAGUUCAUUUACCCAGUCUAUCAGAUGCCCCCAGUCACUAUCAGGCAGUGUGUCGGGCUCUGUACACAGAAACCAGGGAGCUGGGUACUUUCCUGGACAAGAUCAGGAGUGCCAAAGAGAACCUCCGUAAGAUGGAGGAAGAGUCAUCAGAGGAGCCUGGCAGAGACCUGAAUGAACUACAGAAUGCUGACUGGGCUCGAUUCUGGGUUCAGGUGAUGAGGGACUUGCGUGAAGGAGUCAAGCUGAAGAAGGUGCAGGAGCGUCAGUACAACCCUCUGCCCAUCGAGUACCAGCUCACUCCCUAUGAGAUGCUCAUGGACGACAUCAGGUCCAAGCGCUACAAACUGCGUAAAGUCAUGAUAAAUGGAGACAUCCCACCCAGGUUAAAGAAAAGCGCUCAUGAAGUCAUCCUGGAGUUCAUCAGGUCCAGACCACCUCUCAACCCUGUGUCAGCUCGUAAGCUGAAGCCGCAGACUCAGCCUCCUCCAACGCUGCAUGAACGGAUCUUGGAGGAAAUCAAAUCAGAGAGGAAACUUCGACCAGUGUCGCCCGGUGAGGUCCGCAGGGGAAGACUGGGUUAUGGCAAAACUCGCAGUAUGCCACAGGAUUUGUUCCGUGCUGGAGUAGAUGAGUUUAGUCCGUACAUGGGCAGGAGGACAUCCAGCUCUCUGUCUCUGACCAAUGGAUUAGCAUCUCCCAGGGUAGAACCCUCCGGCUCUCAGUCUGCACCUCAGAGGAAGAGGCUCCUGAAGGCACCUAGCCUCGCCGAGCUGGACAGCUCUGACUCUGAUGAUGAGAUCUUUGGCCGCAAGUCAGCCAGCAGCUCCAGUGUGGCUACAUCUUUGAUGGAUGAUACAUCUCCAGAGUGUGCUCUGGGGAAGAAAACUCCACCCAUGUUCCUGCCCAUCUCUUCUACACCCCAGCCAGAGAGGCGUCAGACCCCCCAGAGGAGACACUCCAUUGAGAAGGAAACCCCAACCACUGUCCGACUGUUUCAACCUCCCUCCAAACAGAGCUCCAAAUCUCUGGAGGAGUUCUGUUUCCCUGUGGAGUGUCUGUCUCUGACGGUGGAGGAGGUGAUGCACAUCAGACAGGUGCUGGUUAAGGCAGAGCUAGAGAAGUUCCAGCAGUACAAAGAAAUCUACAACGCUAUGAAGAAGGGAAAGCUUUGCUUCUGUUGUCGAACCAAAAGGUUUUCCUUCUUCACCUGGUCCUACAUUUGCCAGUUUUGCAAAAAGCCUGUGUGUGCACAGUGCUGCAAAAAGAUGCGGCUGCCGUCCAAACCUUAUUCCAGCUUGCCCAUCUACUCCAUUGGCUCGACCAACACUCUCCCCAGGGAGAGGUUGAGUGCCAUGAGUGCUGUAGGACAAGGACUCUCUGUGGCCAGAGAGCCGGGGCCAUCAGCAGUGGGAGGGGCCCAGGCGCCCCCUACUUUGAAAGUAGAAACAACAGGAGCAUCUAAAGGAGCUGGAAAAGUCUCUGGAGCAGCAGCUGCUGCUAAAUCUGAAAAGUCCUCUGGCAGUCCACGGCGCCACAGCAUUCAGAAGACCAUGUCCAAGUUUUCGAAGCACGGCUCUUUAAAGUCUCAUGAAGAACUGGAGCUUCCCUCAGAGCUGACGGAGGACUGGGCCACCAUGGAGGUGUGUGUGGACUGCAAGAAGUUCAUCUCUGACAUAAUCGCCUCCAGCAAGCACAGCCUGUCACUGGCCACCAAGAGAGCUCGACUAAAACGCAAGACCCAGUCCUUCUACUUGUCCUCCCCUAAAGGAAGGGAGGAGUACCGCCCCUCUGAACGAACAAUCAAGGAGGUCUAAAACUUUUUAUCUCUCUCUCUCUCUGGCUGCUUCCAGCUCCUAUGGCACAAUUACAAAGACUCAGCACUGGAUAUGAUUUUACUGUACAUGUAUACUUCAGUCAGAUAAAGCUGUCAGAUUGGCUGAUAUGAACCUCAGUGGUGGACAGUGUGGUGUUUGUUGCUGUGUCCUGAUCAUCGUGUACAGCUCCUUCAGAUGAGCGCAUACUGUAGAUCUGCCAAUUUUUUUUACCAUAUCAUAGAUGAUCCUUUAAUCCCUGGCCACAGACUUUUGAGUAAAGAGACGAGAAGUGUUGUGAUGAGAAAUGGCAAUGUGUCAAAGUGGAAUGACCUCCCUUCCCUAUGAUGGCACAACAGCGUGGUCCAAUCCAACUCACAUUCAAAUCAAUAAGCACAAGACAGAAGGACUGAUGUGUGUUUGGCUUCCUCAGGCACUGGCACUGCAGAAGACACGAGGCCUGCAGAAAGUGACACUCAAGAAAAUACGGGAUAUUAAACUGUACAUUUUGUAUGGGUUUUCAUUUAGUUUUUUUUUUACAAGCGUCUGUACGGUAAAUGAUUGUUCGAUGAAGUCACCCUCAGUUUUGUUUUGCUGAUGAUGCUUAAUGAGACUUUCCCCCACUUUCGUCUGUACAAAGCAUACUUCAUAGCAUGCUCCUGUUUUUGAGGAAUCAGGAAAAGUUUCCACGCAUCUUUUUUUUUUUUUUGAUUGCAUGUAGAAAACAGUCUGUUUUCAUACAGAUUUUGUGCCAAAUAACAGCAUCUUUCUAAUCUAUAUGUUACCCAUGGAAAAGUAAUUUCCCCCGAUUUAUGUUUGCAGAAAUCUGGCAACAAAACGAUGACACAAACUAUGAGAGCCAUACUCAUUAAAGCCCAAGAAAAUGUGGUAUAAAAUCUUGACAUUUCAAAAAUUCAAGUCUGAAUAGUCCGCACUGCUCAUUUUUUUUAGUUUAACACUCAACUAAUCUGCUUCAUCGGGAUUGUGUGGGCAAGAGCUGAUCAGAUUUGAUUUUAGUUUUGCACUUCCAUAAAGUAAUGAGACUUGUACGAUACAGAGUAUAAAAAGAACGGUGACUUGGUUAAUUGAAGCUGAGAUAUUGUGUCCCUUAUAUGUUUGUGUGUCUUUGUCCAUCAGUCCCUAUAUGGGCCAAGUUUAAGGGGACAGUUCACCCCAAAAUCAAAAAUACAUAUUUUCUACUCAUGAACAAGAGGCUUGUGCUCGUGAUAGCACAAAAUGUAAACAUUAAUGGUGUCCUCUUCAGCCACAACAACAAGGUCUGUGGAUUAACUUGAGUAACCAGCUCAUUAUUUCUGGAAGAGAAGUUAGACAUCUCUAUGGCCGAUAUCUCCAACACUCAGUAACUCACACCAAACAAUCUUACCAAACAUUACAGGUAAGAGGAAAGAUCUUUUUUUUUGAUGAACUGUCCCUUUAAACACUGCCAUAACCUACAUUUCCCAUGAUGCAACUCCAUAGCAUCUUAAUGGUUAAAACAUUAUUUACUGUUAAAUACCCACAUCUCUCAUACUCCACAACCAAAGUUGGUAACAGAGGUCUUCUGUUAUAAAUUCGUCUCACUCGGGACAGAGCCAAAAUAACCCUGAUACAAACAAACACUGCUAAAUCCUGAUUGGUGCUAGGAAGUACAUGACAUCAUUUGUUUCCUUUUAAGCCUCUCCUACUUCAAACAAGUGAGCGAAACAAAAAUUACAGAAAUCUCUUAUGUAAAAUAACCAAACCUACUCUAACUUUGGCAGAAAACGUUGUGCUGAUGUUAGACCCCAUUGCUUAUAAUAAGAAGUAGAUUGAAAAAAUAUAUUUUUUUAGGGCCUUCAAAGCACAUUUUGAAACCACAUGUUCAUGCUGUGUGUUUAUUUGAGACUUACUUAGACUACACAGAUGUGCAGAAAAGCAGGUAUAGACACAGUAUUACCUGCAGUAUUGUCUAGUCUUGCCUUCAAGUAAUUUACAAAAAAUAUCUGCAUAUUUUUGCAAUUUUAAAUGUACCUUUGCGUUGAUAUAUAUUUCUUUCUUCUUUCAUAACAUGAAAUUCCUGGCUUGUAUUUAUGUUGUGUAGGGAUUAGUCAUAAUAAAACACCUCAUGUUUGUGUGUUUGUGCAGAUGCACAGCUCAUGAAACCCAGUUCACUGUCCAGGCAGCAGACACACACACUGUCCUGCUGUGCAACACAUACUGUAAGUCUUAACAUGAUGCCUUUAUGAUUUCCCUCCAUCAUUCAGAGUCUCAUUGGCAGGAAGACAUGUCUAAUUACUUGUGGCCUGGAUGUUUAUUUUGUUCUUCAUCACAUUCCUCAUCUUCCUCCUUAAGAUAUUUCUGCCUUAAGAAUUGCCUUUUAUGAUCACACUCAUACGUUGAACAGUCAUCUACUGUAACUGUACAUACUUUGUUUCUAAUGAUUUGUUUGUAGGUCAGGUGUGUGUUGCCUCGAUGAUAUCUUGCCAGUGAGACUGUUCUAGAUCUGUGUCUCUGAGAGGGAAACUAACCCAGUACAGUGUGUUCACGGGAGGAGUGGGAAGUCCACAGAAGAAACCUCACAGUGUGACAGCAUCGUGCAUGUACUAUGGUGUAGCUUUUACCCUAAGUCUCUAUUACCUUUAACCUGUAACUUCUUGCAGAGAGUGCAACAAAUGAUGACUACAACAAUAAACUGUAAUGCAAUACCUGA
Epinephelus fuscoguttatus (brown-marbled grouper) is the source of this 5330-nucleotide messenger RNA. RefSeq names its product spire-type actin nucleation factor 1b (gene spire1b). Gene Ontology annotation, molecular function: actin binding. Lineage: Eukaryota; Metazoa; Chordata; Actinopteri; Perciformes; Serranidae. Gene Ontology annotation, biological process: actin filament polymerization; actin filament network formation; actin nucleation. The record is from RefSeq and is a predicted model, not a curated record. The coding region runs from base 206 to 2644 and encodes 812 amino acids. The transcript is spliced from 17 exons. Gene Ontology annotation, cellular component: cytoplasmic vesicle membrane; cell cortex.